CAACAAGUGCUCGGAAGAGAUUAAAAGGAGAAUAGGAACGCUGAAGCACGUUUGGGGCAGCAAGAAGCUGAGUCUUGACAACGUGCGUCUUCAGCGUUCUCUUGUACGCAUCUGAAACGUGGACGCUGAAGGAAAUUAGGACUGUUCGGUGCAGAAUGAGAGAUAACAGGCUGAUCAAACAUGUUCUAUUUUCACAAAUAGACGGAAAAUCUCGAAGAGGACGGCCGUGCAGAGAGUGGCUCGAUGACAUAACGGAAUGGUGUCAAUUUAGUGGACAUGACUUGUUCCACCUUGCGCAAGAUAGACGGGCAUGGAAAAAUCUGAUUCCGUAAAUGGUUGGACCCAACGGGCGCCAAGCCUAUGGGAUAUGAUGAUGAUGAUGAUGAUGAGUACUAUGCGUGAAGUGCAAGUACAAGUACCAAGCAAUCUUCGACAACUCCGUCAAACGCCAUUCAUUUUCCACAUAUUGGUAUAAAACAAGUUUUGAUCUCACGAGUUUUCCAGCAACGUUUUUUAUGUGAAUUGUUUCAGUCGAGAAAGAUCAUAUUUUAG
Messenger RNA from Adineta ricciae, 552 nucleotides. Lineage: Eukaryota; Metazoa; Rotifera; Eurotatoria; Adinetida; Adinetidae. The record is from the annotation of a GenBank genome assembly.